ACCUUCUCUCUAACUUUUCUUCUCUCUAGGACUUGUGUGUUUCUUCCUCUUUAUAUCCCCCACUCCGAUCACUCUCCCAUGGACGACUCUUACAACCCCAAGCGAUUCAAAACCGGCGACGAGGUUAUCAUCUGUGAUGCAAUGGAUAUCAAGCAAGAUUCAACUGAAGAUUUGAUUGAUUCUGUGAAAGCUGACAUGGAUGUCAAGGGAAAAGCUAAAAUAAGUUAUAAUGAGGAUUGGGAAGAUCAUGUUAAGGAUGCUCCAGCCUGUGAUCUGAAGAAUUCAGAUUUUAUUGCAGGAUCUAUGGAUAUUAUUGAUCCUAUUAAGAGUUCCAUGUCAGGAUCAGUUAACUCCAAUAAUGUCAAUAGUUCAAACUCUGAUUUGUCAUAUCAUGAUGAGGAAGGCCUUGACGAGGGUUGUGAUGACUAUGCUGAUGAUGUUUCUGAUUAUGGCGAUAAUGAUGAUUUUCUGUAUGAAGAUGAUUAUGAGAUUAUGCAAUCUCAUUUUGAUAAUGUGGAUCUUCCUCCUGGGGUGGAAGCUUCAAUUCCUUGGUUGAAAGACCCAGCUCCAACUGGAAACCUUUCAUCUGUUCCAGGCACUUCUAUUCCUGAAAGUGCUGAAAACAAGAAGGAAAACUUAGUUGCUCUAGCUGAUGGCAAACUGGAGACAGCCCCCACCAGUAGCUCAUCAAUGCCUACAGAGUCAAAGUCUGCUGAGAAGGAUGUUGAUGAAGUUAUGCUUAAAUUUAAAAAUUUUAAACAAUUUGAUAUUGUUGAUAAUUUCUCGGACCAUCACUAUAACAGCUUGGCUUCGUCAGGGGAGAAGCAAACAAAGGAGUGGGCAAAGAGAAUUACUGAGGAGUGGAAAAUUCUGGAGAAGGACUUACCAGGUGAGUUCUAAAUCUGUAUGCUUGGACUGCUCUUAUGGAAUUGACUGAUCUGGAAACAUGAUAUUGUCCCUGAUUGUGUCUCGAAAUUGCUGUUUGUACAGCUAAAUUGGCAAAGCUAUCUUAUAUUUAGCUUAGUAGCUCUUUUUUUGUUCCAUUAAAACUUGUCGAGUAAC
Molecule: messenger RNA, 1062 nt
Organism: Rubroshorea leprosula
Lineage: Eukaryota; Viridiplantae; Streptophyta; Magnoliopsida; Malvales; Dipterocarpaceae
Source: the annotation of a GenBank genome assembly